GCUAUAUUUUAAUUACUUGGUCCAUGGGGAAUGGUUUUGCAUAUCGUUAGCGUACAUGAAUGAUGUUCAGUGGACAAAAAGGCGCUAAUGGCCUUAACAUAUUCAAAUGGAAACGGCAUAGCGAAUCAUCUUUGAGAACAGGAUUGCUUGAUAAUGUGCCUCCUGAAGUUGAACUGUCGGACUAUCGCAGAACACCAAGUCCAGGUAGUGAAAGCCUAUCUGGGCUUCUUAAUGGUGAGAGCGUGAAUGUUGAACCAAUUGCUGAUCUGGACGUGUUCUUCGAGAGGCUCUACAACUAUUAUUGCGAGAAAGGAUUAUGGUGCAUUUUUAUAAAGUGGAUAUUUGAGCUUCUGAGCCUAGCUUUCACCAUAUGCUUUUCUGGGUUUUUCCUGUUGUACGUUGAUUGGAAUGGGCUCCGCAACGCCAAAUGUGGAAUGGAAGCUAUGGAAUCUGGAAUUAAGCCUUGUGAUCUGGCCAAUGAAGCUCUCCAUCUGCACCCAUUGAAGCCUCUCACGCUCUUUAAAGCCAUUGUUUUGGGUUACCUGGGGAUAUUUUCUAUCUACUGGAUAUUUUGCUUCUUAAGGUUUUUCGCACAGCUAAAAGAAACCCUGGAAAUCCGUCAGUUCUACUACAGAAGUCUUCAUGUAACAGACAAUGAGAUACAAACCAUUCCAUGGGCAUCUAUUCUUGAAAGAGUUGUCCAGUUGCAAGAAUUGCAGCAACUUUGUGUAGUCAAGAAUCUUUCUAUUUAUGAUGUUGUUAUGCGAUUAAUGCGGAAGGAAAAUUAUUUGAUAGGAAUGCUUAACAAAGGGCUCCUUGCUUUCCCUAUUUCUCACUGGGUACCUGGCGCUGGUCCAGCUAUCAGUUGUGGCCCCAAUGAUGUGGGUAGUCGUCUAAUACUGACAAAAACCCUUGAAUGGACCUUAAAUUGGUGCAUACUGCAGAGCAUGUUUGACAGAAACUUUUGUAUACGAAAGGACUUCAUUUCUGAUACCAAUUUGUCACACCCUAGUCUUGAUAGGGCAUGAUGGGCACCCGACCCUUUACUUAGAGCUGAGCGAACCCGCUGGUU
Messenger RNA from Lycium barbarum (goji berry), 1072 nucleotides. RefSeq names its product autophagy-related protein 9-like. Lineage: Eukaryota; Viridiplantae; Streptophyta; Magnoliopsida; Solanales; Solanaceae. Gene Ontology annotation, cellular component: phagophore assembly site; autophagosome. The record is from RefSeq and is a predicted model, not a curated record. Bases 60 to 1028 code for a protein of 322 amino acids. Gene Ontology annotation, biological process: protein localization to phagophore assembly site; autophagy of mitochondrion. The transcript is spliced from 3 exons.